AUGCGCGCCGCCAAGGAGAGCGAGGCCACGAGCGUCGAGCAACACGCGCGCGAAUCGCUGCGCAUCGCACGCACCGCGAGAGAGCUCCUGAAGAAGUUCGCAGCAGCCGAGAAGGCCUUCCAGGCCAAUCAUGAUCCCUUUCAGAGUUCAGCCUCGAUGUUGGACCUGACCCCGGCCUCCUCACACUUCACAGAUCAGGUAAUGCAUGGAAGGCUGGAGAUCUCCAAGGAGCUGUUCCUGCUAGUGAUUCAAGACCAUGGCGUGCAGGAGCUGAUGGAUGAUCUCGACCUUCCGCCGGACCGGGCCAACCUCUUCGAGGUCAUCGACGCCGAUGGGAGUGGCACCCUUCGAGUGUCCGAACUCGUGCAAGGCCUGUUGAAGGUCCGCGGAGAGCUCAAGAAGAGUGAUGUGGUCGCCACAACUUUGGCCACUCAAACCCUGCAGCAGCUCAUCAUGGAGCUGCGAGAGGAGCAAACUGAGUUUAAGGAAACGGUCCUCCGCAACCUCCGUGAGUUGGUGGACCGCUGA
Molecule: messenger RNA, 528 nt
Organism: Durusdinium trenchii
Lineage: Eukaryota; Dinophyceae; Suessiales; Symbiodiniaceae
Source: the annotation of a GenBank genome assembly